AUGACCCGCCGUGACCCGUCCGUCAUACACACCUCAUCAAAAGCCCCACGCUACAAACACAGUAUACCAAGUUAUCAACCGUUAUCAAGUUCGACUCAGCUGCCCGGUACCUGUUUCAUCACUACACUACAGCUACAGCUACCUCUGCCUACCAUCACGCACAUAAGCGGUGGUGGUGGUGGUGGUGGUGGCGGCGGUUCAGCUGUCCAUCCCAGCCGCCAAAAACCCCCCUCUCAAGAAACGGCACGGCACGGCACGAACGGACAGGUGGCAUUGUCCAUCAACGGCAGAUCGGUUGAAAUGGUUGUCGUUGUCGUUGUCGUUGCCGUUGCUGAUGUCGAUGUCAACGCUGAUGGUGAAAAAGGGAUUAAUGAUGUGCCGAUUAAGUUCUCUAGAGGUGAAUAA
Messenger RNA from Neurospora tetrasperma FGSC 2508, 405 nucleotides. RefSeq lists its product as uncharacterized. Lineage: Eukaryota; Fungi; Ascomycota; Sordariomycetes; Sordariales; Sordariaceae. The record is from RefSeq and is a predicted model, not a curated record. The coding region runs from base 1 to 405 and encodes 134 amino acids. The transcript has 3 exons.